AAUACAAACAAUACAUCAAUCCCUUAACAUAUUACAAAAGUAGGAGAAUAAUAAUGUUUCCUGUAUGUCAUUAUUUCUAGAGCAGUAUUAGUACUACAAUCCAGCAUAGUUUCAGAACAACUCCUCCAACAAAGCAAAGAACAAUAGAACCAGCUUCUUUCAGUUGCCUGGUUACAAUAGAAAACACAGCCAGCUUAAAUAAUGCCAGAGCACUGUUCAGAACUUCUUGGGAAAGGGAGAAGCAAGCAAAUCGUUUUUAUUUACAGGCUACUGAGACAGGAUUUUGAAUAAUUCAUAUGGAAGAAGUGUCAAGAGUAGAGGAAGAGCUUUAAAGACGUUCUCUGAGCUAGAGAUGUGAAAGCUAUCAAGAUAAAGUCUGGCCAGCAGAAGUUUAAAAAGAGAAUCCUGUGCUUCCACUUUCACCAGUUCAAGGAAAAAACAGAGUAAAAAGCCCACAGUGAAAUGGCGAAGGGUAAAAAGAAAUCAAAUGACCCCAAAGGUCGAAAAAUCACGCUUACGAUGGCCAAGAACGCAGUUAAGCUGACGAUAGAUGGCAAGCGCCGUUUAGACCUCAGCAACAUGGAGAUGACCACAUUCCCUAAGUGCAUUCUGAAACUAUGUGAUGUUGAUGAACUGGACCUGAGCCGCAACAUGCUGAAGAAGAUUCCAGACUCAAUCAAUAAGUUUGUCAAUGUCCGCUUGCUAGACUUGCAUAGCAACCAAUUGGAGCAGCUUCCAGAGUCUAUCGGUAACCUGCAGAAGCUCCAGAACCUUAACAUGUGCAACAACAUGCUAACCACCUACGGGAUCCCACAUACACUCGGCCUUCUUAGGAACCUUAAGAAACUUAACCUUGGCAUGAACCACAUCGAGACGGUUCCAUCUUUUAUUGCAGGACUGAAGGAGCUGGGCGAGCUUUGGCUCUUCAACAACCUUUUGACACAAAUCCCACUGUGGCUCCAGAAUUUGCCCAACCUUCACAUGCUCAAUGUCAAGUGCAACCCUCUACCUGUAGACAAUCCACCAAAACUGGACCCUAUUCAAAGGGUAGAGUGCCUCUAUUUGGUUAGGAAAGAUUGCCUUUGUAAUGAAUGCCUUACAAAGUGUAAAGAAGAGAGAGACAGGCUGGACAGAAGGCUUAGUGGAAGCUCUGUACAGAGAAAAACCAUCAUUGCUGGCUUAAUUAUGACUAAUUCCACAGAGCUGGGCAAUGAAGCAAUGUGCAGAUGAAGGCAAUGAGUGAACCAGAAAAAAUGUGCUCUGAUUUACAGUAUGUGAAGAACAAAAAUGCAUACUAAAUAUUAAUGAAAUGAUAACAAAAUCAUUAUUAUACAAGAGCAUUGACUGGUCAGAAAAUAAAAUUAUGAUAAAAGCAAGAAAAAUAUCCAUAUAAUGCAGGAUUAGCAGUAAAAGGAUUAUAAAAAGAAAACACCAGUGAUAAGUUAAAACCUUCAAUAAAGAGAUGUUCAUUUUACAUUUUUUGAUGGAGUCUCCAGUCUCUCUGACUUUGUCUUAACAGUCUGAGGUAAACUUGGAAAUAAUUUUAACAAGUGGAAAGUCUUGAAGAGAAAGGAUGUUUUGUUCUGUGGUGUGCUGGAAUGUAUUAUUUCUUUUGCU
This is a messenger RNA of Hemibagrus wyckioides, 1617 nucleotides long. RefSeq names its product leucine rich repeat containing 18b (gene lrrc18b). Bases 463 to 1230 code for a protein of 255 amino acids. Lineage: Eukaryota; Metazoa; Chordata; Actinopteri; Siluriformes; Bagridae. The record is from RefSeq and is a predicted model, not a curated record. Gene Ontology annotation, molecular function: protein binding. The transcript has 3 exons.